AGUAUAAACAUUACUGUUCCUCUGCAAAUCGUAGUGUUCAAAUCGCGUACUGUAUGAGGGAGCUCUUCCGAGUUUUUUUUAAAACGAAACCGCUGUGAAGUGUUCGAUUUUCAAGAAACCGCACUUUUUUCUCUCUUGAAAAACACCAACGCAUGCAUGCGUUUGCGUGGUGCGGGGGCGGCGAUGGCGGCAGUCGCCAGUCGGUGGCACUGAGGGCGUCCGCGUGGCUUACGGUGCCCCUGGCUGUCGUCAUGUUGGUUGCCACACCGGCGGCGGUGGAAUCGAGAUUCGUUCCAGCAUCGGAACGCCUGAUGCUUCAACCUAAUGGUGAUGUUCCUGUGUUUAAGAAGGCGUCCUCGGCCGGAAGUUGGCUCCAGGUUUUGUUGGCUGAGCAACAAGAUGACGCUGUUCCGAUUCGUCGACACUACAAGCAGUUGUUUGAGUAUGACAUGGAAUCGCCAGUGGCUCUAGCCACAGCCGCACAAUCUCCAGAGACGAAAGAAAAGUACAGCGGAGAGUUGGACGAUGCCGGGAAACCAGUGAUCAUCAGCCACAACUUCAAGGAGCAUCACUUGAGUGCCAAAGAUCGACAGCGGAUAUUCGAGGCUCCCUACAACUUUCUCAGCGCGAAUGACGAGUUCGCCUACUAUCGAAUCGCGUCGCCGUUUCGUCGCCGCGAAUUCCGUCUCCCCAAGGACCCGCUCAUCCUCACAACGAACGCUUGACUUGAUUCCAUAGUGUGUUUGUGCCAUCGCCAAUAUUUUAUUUUUAUCUUUCGCUGCGUGCGACGGUUGAGUUCAUACAAUUCUGAAGCCAUGUGAUUUACUUCUCGCGUAUGCAAUCAGUUGAAAAAAGAUAAGGACACGACUGUGUUUAACUUUUCAUGAUGCUGACUUGAUCUUGGGUUUCACGGCUGAUCAACUCCUCGGAACACCGUAUUCACGUAAUUCCCAGAAACGUUUCGUCCGCUCAUUUCUCCAAUAUUUCUGAAGUAUGAAAUGAACAAGGAUAAACUUGAACUUUCAGGAUAAACACUACCGUAUACUCGUCAAUGCACGUACCUCCUAAUGGUUGAAAUCAUGAUAUAGGAAAAAAAGUUUAUCUUAAAAUUUGCGCCGAUAUUUACCAUUCAAUAAUUUCCAUUAUGACGGAUUGUCUGAAACAGUAUGUAAUACAGUGGUAAAACAUACUGGGAUAGGCAACGCACUAAGGUAAUCAAGAUAUCUUCUAAAGCUAAAAGAAUGCUACAGUAUAUACGAGAGUUGUUUCAUAAGACAUGAUGAACAGCCACUUAAUUGCCGUCAUUGGAGGCGGAGUCAAUUUUUUUCUUUUGCUUUCAAUUCUUCAUCAGUGUCUAAAAAAAAUUUCAUCGACUAUUCAGCUUCAGAAGGAAACAAGAAAAAUACCUGGAUCACAGUGAAUGCCCUCUACUGAAGUGAAGUUUACCACAUAACCCCCAAAGCCAUAUAGAGCAUGCAAGUGCGCAUUCAGCUUCUCUUGAUCAAUUAAACUUCACUUCAGUGGAGGGGAUUCACUGUGAUCCAGGUAUUUUCUUGUUUCCUUCUGUAGCUGAGUAGUCUGAAAAAGUUAUGAGACACCAAUGAAGGAUUGAAGAGGAAAAGAAAAAAUCGCAUCUGCCUCCGAUGAUGGAAAGCGGCAGUUCAUCAUCCUUCAACCCUAGUAGUUUCUUCAAUAUUAUACACCAAAACUCAUUUCCUCAUAGUAAAUGUUUGGAAAAUUCAUGGAACAAAAUUUAAUUUUUUACGCUCCAGUUUCUUUGAAGGCAAAAUUAUUGCGAAGCCUCGUAUUUCGUGAAGAAGGUGGUUCGGAUAUUUUAAAACGUAGGAAUCAAGUUCUCUAGAC
Notodromas monacha is the source of this 1863-nucleotide messenger RNA. The record is from the annotation of a GenBank genome assembly. Lineage: Eukaryota; Metazoa; Arthropoda; Ostracoda; Podocopida; Cyprididae.